GUCGUGGGCAGCUGCUGCGCUCCAACUCCGUCGAUCUGGUGCCCCGGUCUUCUGAUGAGCCUGUCGCUCGGUCCUCACCAUACCUUCUGAGCCCUUUCCCCUCGUGUUCUGGACUCUCGCGUUGCGUCGUUCAUUGCCCUCCGUCUAUGCCACCCAAUGUGAUGUCACUGGGGGUUCUCAGCUGGUGCCUAGCACGCAAGUGGAUUUGCUAAUCCACGAACGGUCUCAAAGAAAAAAGAAGAAAAACGAACAAGAAAAAGGGAAGAACCAGGCACCUGAUAUGCUCGCCGACCCCACGGGAAUUCUUCGUGCGCUCUAUGGAAAUCCUGGGGCCUGAGUGAGGUUAUAUUGCGCUCAUGCCGACUCGCCCCCAAGUCAACAAACUCGGAAGCAAUUUGGAACUGUCGUCAAAAACGCAUUUGGCUCCGGACACUCUGUUCUAAAAGAUGAGUGGGAUUCAUAGGUUUCUCACCAGGCGCGAGCGAUACAGCAGACAUGGAAAGCACAUCAAGGAAGAGACCUCGAACGUACUUUCCCGUCCUCAUUUCCGUGGAUUCUUCUCGUCAGACCGUUCAGCGGGCGAGGCUAGUGACGAACAAAAGAAGGUCAAAUCACUCGAACGCCGCAUUUCCCAGCUUGGCAUCACGAAUCUGAAAGAGGACCAUCUUGUUUAUGCGCUGCAAUCACACCAUGCACAAGGAGAUGUGGACCAAGCCUUUGAGUUGCUCCUGCUCCUCGAGGAUGCGAUCGAAGGAAUAGUACGAGACUAUACCCCCCACACGAAGCUUUUGGGAGCGGAGAAUCGAGAAAAUGUCACCUGCUACCUGGAUGCACUGCUGUUUGCCAUGUUUGCUCGCCUGGACUGCUUCGAGGCAAUCUUAUACAAAUCCUUUAAUGACGAGCCUCGCCGAAAACUUGCGAUACUCCUAAGACUUUGGGUCAACAUGCUGCGGUCAGGAAAGCUCAUCACGACGGACAUUACGAAACACUUGCAGGAUGCGCUUGCUGAAUGUGGCUGGGAAGACGCGGCCAAACUGCGCCAACAGGACGCCUCGGAAGCAUUUACCUUUAUCACGGAAAAGCUAGAGCUACCGCUCCUUACGUUGAAGAUGGAUAUCUAUCACACAGGGAAAGAGGACGUCAGCGGCGAUCACAAAUUCGUCAACGAAAGACUGCUGGAAGUCGCAAUCCCAGAACCGGAGGAUGGGAAGACGGUGACGCUGGAAGACUGCCUAGAAUCGUACUUCAACAAUAGGAUUGAAGUGAAGCGCCACCUAGAACGACGCAACACGGUGGGCUCCACGAAGUCAGUCGACUCCCUGGCCAAGGGUUUCACGACACAUGUCGAAACCGUGGAACUUUCCCCUACACCUUCCGCAUCGCCAACCCUAUCAUCCCCUGUGCGACUUGACAGCGUGAAUUCGAUAUCGUCGGUCACGGAAACGGGUAACGCAACCCCCAUGCCUCGACGAAGCAGCAUCGUCCAGGAACGGUUCAUUCCGGACCCUGAAGGCGAAAAAGCAAGCGACGGAGGCGCUAUUACGUCUCAGAGAAGAGGCUCUUACAGAAAAGAAGUCAUGAUGCCUGCGUGGCAAUUCUUCAGCCUAAUUCCGUGGUACACAGAUAACACCCCCACCAACGAUGCGCAGGUCGCAGCGCAUUUUUCCUCAAAGCGGCCAAUUCUCGGCAUGUGCUUGAAGCGGUACUCGAUGCUGCCUAGUGGGAAAACAGUCAGACUUGAUACUUUUGUUGAUAUCCCGACGGAGAUUGGGUUACCGCAUUUUAUUCAGGACGACAGCAUGGAUGCAGAAGGCCCGAUCUAUGGAAAUUUUAAAUUAUCCCUGCAAGCAAUAGUUUGCCAUCGCGGUAUCUCUGUCGACUCAGGGCACUACAUCGCGAUCGUUCGGGGCACCAGUGCCGGUGCAGCCCCGGCCAGCUCCCACGGGGCCGAAGAGAAUACCUCGAACACUCCACGUUAUUGGAUGCGUUUUGAUGAUCUGGCGAAGGAGCGAGUCACUCUCGUUGACAUCGAGCAAGCCCUGAAGUAUGAAUCGCCCUAUCUGCUGUUCUAUCAGAUACUGCCUGUCGACGAGGAUGCGGAAGUGGCCAAUUUCCCCAGCAAGGUUUCUUCCGAAGAGUUGUCCGAGGAAAUCCAUGAUAUAGACCCUGCGGUCAUGCAGAACCUCAAUCUAUCACCCAUGGACGCCCGUGAUACUGAUCGGCCCGAGGCAUUUCAUCCUCACCGGCCAAGUUUUGAAAUCACCGGGCCCGAUAAUGCCGAGAGCAUGCCGUUUGAGCUAAACGAGAGGAAGCAGAGCGUAGCCUUCUCUGACCCUGCAAAUCAAACCGGGGGGUUAUCGGUGUAUACCGCCUCAUCUAGUUCACCACAACUUGGCCCUAGAGACGACGAUGGCGGAAGGAACUCCAACACAUUCUCCCGGCGAGGUUCCAAAGCGACUAAAAGCAACCCGGGAAGCCGUGCUGGAAGCCAAACCAGUGAAAACAGGAUCAGCGCUACCUUCUCGCGGUUCACUGGGCGGCUCAGUAGGGAUAAAAUCAGCAAUGACGGCUUUUCCCUUGACGGGGACGACGAAUUGACCCCAGGAAAUGAUCCGGCUGCUCAUCCCGGGGAGAAGUCGGGUACUAGCAGCUUUGAAGGCAAAGAAAGACUGUCAUGGCGAUCGAGGGACCCGGGCAAGCGCCGAGAGAAGUCCAAGGAGAAGCCACGGGAGAAGAUCGGACGAAAGCUGGAGCGAGAGUGUGUGAUUAUGUGAUUGCAGGUCUGCGGCGAGAGAUGCAUGAUACCCAGCCACCGUCGGCACGAGUGGCAUGAAGCGAGCUACUGGUUUGAUUGUUAUUUUUUUUCCCUGAUGAGGUUCUUCGUGUGUUGAUUGCCGUAGUAUGUCUUAGGAUGGCGUUUGAGGGGAGGAUUAAUAGACCACACGGGCUGAGAUAGAAAUAGAAGAGAAAGACGGAACUCUGUUGAGUCUUGUAGGGAGCGUAUCCCGGACUCCGUCUAG
Messenger RNA from Aspergillus steynii IBT 23096, 3020 nucleotides. RefSeq names its product ubiquitin C-terminal hydrolase family protein. Lineage: Eukaryota; Fungi; Ascomycota; Eurotiomycetes; Eurotiales; Aspergillaceae. Gene Ontology annotation, cellular component: cytosol; nucleus. Gene Ontology annotation, biological process: protein deubiquitination. Gene Ontology annotation, molecular function: cysteine-type deubiquitinase activity; cysteine-type endopeptidase activity. Bases 447 to 2774 code for a protein of 775 amino acids. The record is from RefSeq and is a predicted model, not a curated record. The transcript is spliced from 5 exons.